This is a messenger RNA of Nelumbo nucifera (sacred lotus), 1078 nucleotides long. RefSeq names its product 1,4-dihydroxy-2-naphthoyl-CoA thioesterase 1-like. Gene Ontology annotation, cellular component: peroxisome. NCBI's taxonomy places the organism in Eukaryota, Viridiplantae, Streptophyta, Magnoliopsida, Proteales, Nelumbonaceae. Gene Ontology annotation, biological process: phylloquinone biosynthetic process. The record is from RefSeq and is a predicted model, not a curated record. Gene Ontology annotation, molecular function: 1,4-dihydroxy-2-naphthoyl-CoA thioesterase activity.
AAUACCUCUCUCCAGUUUCCCCAAUCCCCAGAUACGUAUCUCGAGUGAAGGUAGAAUUGGAUCCAGGUCUGAAUUUAUCAACCAAACUAGUCAGCAUUGAGGGGCCAUUGAACUAGGGAUGAACUCUCUUACCAGCAGGUUAUCAAAACCACUUUUUAACCCUACGAGGAUUUACCGUAAUAAAAAUUGCCCGUCCACCUACCAGGCUUCAAUAUUUAAUUAAUCCACCAACAACGCAACAAUACAAAAAAGAUUGGUUGGCGAAUUAGCCUUUAGCCUUUAGGCACAAAUACCCCAUCUCGUCGAACUCGGAUCAGAAUUAGAUGGCUGAGAGUGAGAGACAGAGAAUGAUCAGUUCUUCGGAGAUAUCCUCAAAGACAGCGUCUCUGGAUCCAGCGCUUCAUGCUUUUGGAUUUCAGAUGGAUGAAAUAUCGCCCAAGAGGUUGACUGGCCGUCUACAGGUGACCGAGAAGUGUUGUCAGAGAUUCAAGGUGUUGCACGGCGGGAUUUCAGCACUGAUCGCGGAGUCUCUGGCGAGCAUGGGAGCACACAUGGCAUCGGGAUUCAAGAGGAUCGCCGGAAUUCAGCUGAGCAUCAAUCAUAUAAGGAGUGCUAACCUCGGCGACCUUGUCAUGGCGGAGGCCAGGCCCAUCAACGCCGGAAACACUAUCCAGCCACAAGCAACCUCAUCCAAAUCAAUCCGAAUGCUGGACAAGUUGGGGUGGUAUUCUUUUCGUCUCCAUCUAACUUGUGGGUUGGUUAAAGGCAAAUGUAGACGUCAAUUUAUUAAGCUUGUGCCCGCUUCUUUUGGUUUUGUGGUUGGUGAUCAUGGAUUAUAGUGGUAAUUUUAUUAAUUAUAGAAAAAUAUGACAGUUGUGAAGCAUCCUCCCCUCAACAUGCUGAACUAAAGUCCAUUAAAGAAUGUGUUCUGGCUCUUUCAAGCUGGAAUUUUGACUGUGUAUUUAUUGAGAGCCAUUCUGCUUGUAAUUUCUUUCCUUUAUGUACCUUUACUGGGAGCUUCUAUUGGACUCACAAUGUAAGUAACCAGAGUUCCACUAAUAGGUAUUAUCUAUAUAUA